AUGACUGGCUUUGGUUCCCCAGAGGAGACGAGGUGUGGACAGCAGCUGCUGAUCGACCUGCUAUUCUGCCAAGUGAGGUUCUCAGACGGGAAAGCAAUAGCGAGACUUGAGACUCUAAAGUUUCUGCUCGAGGGCGAGGACUUCCGCACGGUGCAGAGAUUUGCAACAGUUUUCUCAUUGAGGGUGCUCGAGCAGAAGGAUCCGGCUUUCAAGAUGGACGUCGUUCUUAGACUGAUUGCCGAGAGUCAGGCCUAUCGCAAACCCAAGCUUAUCGACACAUUGUCUGAUAUGCCUGUGACAGCAUGGCCACGUCGAUUACAGCAGGAGCUUAUUCGGUUGCAGGUGGGCGAAAAGGGCUACGCCUCCAGCUCUGAGAAGUACAAGAAGGGGCUGGUGGAGAUGCUGAGUCGCUUGCGCGAGCAAAAGGGCGAGGACUUCUUCCAGGUGUUCCUGGAGUUCAUGGCCAAGCUUCAGGGCAAGCACAUCAAGCCUCUCUGCCGACUAUUGGCCAAGCUCCUAGGCAAGGGCGCAUCUCUGCGCAACUUGCAACAGCUUCGAGAUGAAGCAACUGCCGACAACGCCGAUAGCUGGGAGAUGUUGCUCUUUCAGAAUGAUGGUCCAAAAGACCGUGACCUUCUCGUCUCAGAGCUGUUGGAACUGAUGAAGGCCGACAACAAAAGCUGCGAUGGGGGCGUGAAUGCUGCUGUCGCCAAGUUCAUUGAUGAUGCCUGCUUCCCUCGUCUCCUUCACAAUGUUGGUUACAGAGAGACUGACGGGGGCUACUGUGUGGACUUGGGGAGAAAAGCCCCACGAACCUUUGAUAAAGAUGAGACCUGGACCAAGAAGGACCUCUGUGACUGGACCAGGGAGGACGUCAGUGGAUGGGCGAAGGCCUUCAAAGACAACGCAGGGGAGAACGAUCUCAGGCGGCUGUCGCUUAGAGGGGACCAGUCACAAUCAAUCCUGGCUGAGGUCCUUUCAGUUCUUGUUCGGGCUGUGCAGCUCUUCAGCAAUCUUGUGCCUCGGGUAACCCAGCUGAUGGCCGUUGUUCUUCUUCUCAGCGGAGAGAACAAAGGUAUGCUGGCAAACGUCUCCACAGGUGAGGGAAAGACUCUCAUCACAGUCAUGUUGGCGACCAUCUUGGGCCUCUGUGGCAAGAGCGUUGACGUCGUGACGAGCUCCAAGGUUCUGGCAGUCCGCGACUCCAAACCAAGAGACACCCAGACAAGAGAAGGCUACGCCGACUUCUAUCAGUGCUUCAACCUUGUCUGCAGCAAUAACUGCGAUGACGAGUGUGAGCAAUCUGAGGAAGAACGCAAGCGCAGAUAUGAGGAAGCAGACAUCAUGUACGGUGAGGUGGGUUGCUUCCAGCGGGACAUUCUGCUGAGCCAGUUCUUCGGCAAGGCCAUUCGCAUUGGCAGCGGGCUGGCAGAUGCACUUAUAUUAGACGAAGUUGACAACAUGAUGAUUGACAAUGCAACCAAGACGCUGUAUAUUUCUCAUCACAUCACAGACAUGAGGCAUUUGAGAGACCUCUUCAUGCGCAUUUGGACGGCGGUGCACGGCCCGGAGUACGCAUUCACUGAGGACAACGUGCGCAAGAUUAUGCAGUACAUGAAGAACAUCACUGCAAGUUGCCAGGAGAUCCGGAUCAACCACUGCAUGCUGGCCGCAUCCCUACGCAUCGAGCAGCCAGCAGGCAUCACAGCUUCUGCCUGGCAGGAGGUGCAGAAGUUCUGCCAAGGUGAGAGAGCUGUGCAGGUCUCUGAAAGUUUCGAGGUGGAGUUGCUUGACAACCAGACGUAUCCACGUGAUGACAUUGUCGAUGGGUUAAAGUGCAUCAUAGCAGCAGAGGCAGCUGCAGCGGAGAAGGCAGUGGAUCCAUGGGAGAGCGAGCUGUCCCAACAAGAAGCAGACGCACUCGACAGUCUCUUGCGGCUGCUCAACCUAGGUGCGAUGGAAGAGACAGGAGCCAAAACGACGAAGAUCCCGAUCCCCAGAACUUUGAAAAAAUUUGUGUCAAGAAACUUGCGGACCUGGAUCGAGAAUGCAUACUUGGCGAAGUUCAUCAAAGACGAUGAUCAGUACAUAGUGGGCGAUGCCGACUCCCAGAAGUUGGGUGAGAUCCUCAUCAUGGACAAGGAUAUUGGGGUGGAGCAAAAGACGUCCAAGUGGGGCAAGGGCCUUCAUCAGUUCCUCCAACUAAAGCACGGUGGCAAGCUAAGUGACGAGAGCUUGAAGGCCGUGUUCAUGUCGAACAUGAAAUACUUUCAGAGCUAUGACUUGCUCUACGGUAUGUCUGGUACCAUCGGCGGAGAAAUGGAGAGGCGAAUCAUCCAUCGCACUUAUGAUGUGGACUUUUUCGAGCUGCCGCGUUUCCGGGAGUAUCUCUUUGAGCUUGAUGAUGAAGCAUUCUCUGUGUCUGCUACGCAAAGCGAGUGGCUGCAGAACAUCGUCAACAACAUCGACGAGAACAUGGAUCAGCAAAAGACGUAUUCUGCUGAAGACAAGGACGACAAGUUGAAGAGGGAGCUGGUGCAGCUGGAGAAGGCGGAGCAGAGAGACCAGGCGAAGCUGACUGAGGUGAAGGCUGAGUGCCUGAAGAUCCAGCAGAAGCAGGAGCAGCUGCAAGGAGACAUUGAGGCAUUAGAGAAGGUGGCAGCAGUUGGUGCCCGAUAUGCGCAGAUAGAUGCAGAGGGCCUGAGCCUCGAUAAAAGCACGCAAGAGGUCCAGUCCUGUGCUGACAUGCUCGCUGCAUCGGAUGACCAGAGCCUGCUGAAGCCUGGCGAGGAGGUGGAGCAGGUUUCCGUGCAGUUGCAAGGGUUCUUGCUGCGCAGAAAGCAACCCAAUUCUGAGGGUGAGGAGGGCUCCUUCUCCUGCAAGGAAGAGAUCCGAAUGCUGGGAAUUCCUGGCAAGAUCAACGCUCGAAAGAAGGACUUGGCAUUGCUGGACAAGCAGCUGAAGCCUUUGGCCGAGAAGAGGCAUUUUUGCGAAUCAUCUCUGGACAGCCUCAGCUCAGACAUUCAAGCCUUCACGCAAGAGCUUAAAGCGGCAGAAGCAGAUGGCAAGAUGCGGUGCAAGCGUGCCAUCUUGGUGAUAUGUGAAAGUGUAGAGGCCAGCAAGAAAAUAGAAGAGCGAGUUCGUAAGGCGUUUGCUGAUCCAGAGCAGUAUGGCGUUUAUCGGUAUGACCGUGCAUACCGGCCCUUUGAAAAAUCAAGACUGGAGGCUGGAGACAUUGUGGUCGCCACAAAUAUCGCUGGCCGUGGAACCGAUCUGGGUGUCUCGAAGCAGGUGGAGAGGAAUGGUGGACUCCACGUGAUCAUGGCUUUCAUGCCAUCGAAUGAUCGUGUGAGGAGACAGGGCUUGGGCCGAACCGCCAGGGCAGGCCACAAGGGAACCGGAACGUACAUCGUUCUUUGCGCGGACGGGGCCCAUGCCGGUAAGUCGGUGGAUGAGAUCAUGCGAUAUUGGGAUGACCAGGAGUACGAGCGACUGCUGGCGAUUGAGGGGGAGCGGUUCCCGAAGAUCAAGGUGGAAGAUGCCCUCUUCAACAAGUUCUUGAGGCUUACGGAGGAGAUCAAGGAGAGUGAUGCGUGCAGCAAGAAGCUGCAGCUCGCGAGCCUCCAGAACAAGUGGGCCAUGUGGCUCAAUGAGCACGAGCACUUGUUCAAUGCGGCCCACAAGCCCGGGACCCAACAGAAAAUCGAUGAGGCUUACCUACAGUUCGAGGACCAAGUGCGGAGCAAACUUCAGGACGGCCCGUAUGGCCUUGUCGAGGAGCCUGGUGAGCUGAGCAAGUGGGGUCGGAUGCUUCUCGACAAGGGCAAGGCUUCCCAAGCCUUCGACUGUUUCCAGCAGAUUGUCCGAGAUCACCCUGACUUCUCAGAGAUGGCUUACUACUACCAGAGCAUUGCCAUCAUCUACCAAGAUGGCGGCUUAGCCGGAAAGCGUCGCGCGAAAGAGCUUCUUACAAAGGCAAGAGCUGCUCUGUGCGAGCGCCGCGGCAACGUGACUGGCCGUGUUCAGAUCUUGAAGUCCAUUAACAACAUAGCCCGGCGUAACGCUGGUGGCAUGGUGAACUACUUCGCCAAGCAGCAGGAAGGAGAGGCACGGUGCCUCAGCAAGCACAUUGAGGCCAUUGACCAUGCCAUGGGUGCGGAGGAGGUGGUGCCUGAGCACUUCAACCUGCCAGGGACUGCGGGCUCUGCGUCUGCGCAGUUGAUGUCUGAGCUGCGCGACCUAGGGAUCUUGAAGGGUCCGCGUUUGAGCAAGAAGCUUCGCGUGGGCAGUGAGAUCCUGCAAUCGGGCCAUGAUGCUUGGCGGAGGGUGGAGGAGUUUCAAGCAGAAGACCGGCGUGCCUUGAACGCUUUGAAAUCCAGAAAAGGCCAGCACAAGGACUUGGUGGAGAGUUUGCAGAGGAGGAUCGAGCUCUGUGGCCGACUCCUUCCAAGCGCUUCAGGCUCCUUGAGUUCCUUGCUUGCGCAUGGGUCACGUGGCUCCUGGAGCUACAAGCGCUGCGCUGCCAUGGCGGGGCUGAGCUACGAAGACUUCGUGCUUGCUACCGAAAUCUUGCAAAAAGCGGAAGUCAUUUCUGACAGGCAGCUCUUCCGAGCCUCAAGCUCUUCCGACUCCUGUCAGACCAGCCUGGUGCCGUUCCCGGACGUUUUCAUCUCAGCAAAGGAGGAGAUUCUCACAAGCAUCGAGCGCAAGUUGGCAGAGUCGGCAGAGGACAGCGGAAAUUGGAAGUCUCGGAAGAUCGAUGCAUCUUUCUUUGCAACCAGCCUCUACUCCCGCGAAAAGUUCAUGCAAGACGCGUCCGACAUUGUGAAGGAAGAGGACAGAAUUAAAAUCAGCGAGGACGUGGAGCUGAAACUUGCCGGGCAGCUGCAGCACGAGUCCUUCCAAAACAGCGGAGUCAAAGUUAGGGACGUCUUGGCAAGCGAGGCCCGGCGCUUGGCCCAGGAGAGGCAGUCUCACUCUGAGGCGCUGAGCAAGCUGCGGGCACAGAUGGCCGCGAGCUCACAGGAGUCCGAUAAGGCCAACAGAGAGCUACGCCGCUUGGAAGCCCACCUGGAGACGUGUGAUGGCACGGUCCCCAAGGCAGAGCUUGAGGAAAGGCUGGUACAAGAGACUGGCUGUACCCUGGAGGCGGUGCGAGGCAUCUUGCACUUCUUGGAGCACUAUGAGAGGCUGACCAUCGACCACAACUCAAUCCGCAAGAAGCUGGCAGACGCAAAGAACAAGUCCAUCUUCAUGGGCUUUGAGAACAGCAUCCAUGCUUUCCUCCUGGAAGAGAAGGAUGUGGAGGUGGCCCCAGGUCGGCGGGUUUUGCUCAAAAACAAUGGGUUUGCAGCGAAGCAGGACGUCUUGCUUGGCAUCCGAGUCUUGGCAAACUGUUUGCAGAAGGCAGAUCCAAGCAUGGAGAGCAAUGUGCGUGCGAUCCUCCUCCAGGCAGGGCUCGAUGCGGGAGUUAAGUUCGAAGCUAUUCGGAGUUAUCGCGUUCACAGCUUCUCGCAGCCCGACGCCCUGGACCGCAUCUCCAUGGCUCUUGCGAAGAUCAGCAUUCCCGUGGAGGAGGUUGCGAAGCGACGUGUCUCUGCUCUAGAGCUCGGCUGCUCGCCAGCACUGCAGCGCAACGGAAUCCUCAUCAAGCGGCGUCUGAGGGAACUCAUGGACGAGGCAGCUGCUCGUGGCGAAUCCGCCGUUGAAGUCUCCGGGGACUCCUUCUUGCUACCGGAUGACGAUGGGACCCGUGUCAUGGAUGAGGAGGAGUUCGAGAUGAUGCGCACGAUCAUGCAGGAUGCGCAGAUUGUGAAGACUACCUUGGCCGAAAUCCUUCGGGGCAAGGACAUGGACAAGCCUCCGCCGCCAGAGCUCGAGAGAAUUUUCACCGUCAUGUACCAAAAUCACGGCCGGAUCACGGACCGAAACCCAAUCCUGAAAGAUCCCAAGGAGGCCAGUCAGGAGCUGUACGCUCGACUACGCGAGCUCCGGGUGAUUCUUCCUGAGCGGGUUCAUUGGAGGCUCAGCAGUGACCCCGCCAGCCGCGAGAACUACGUCAAGCAGAAGGUGGAGGAGGUGGUCUGCAAAGUCUUCGACCUGAAGCGGGAAGAUGACUGGGCGCAUGGGCUGGAGUCUUACAUUGCGGGUGGACUCUCAGAGUCAAAGAACAAGGAGCUCGACGAGAAGAUUGACGCCGUGACCAGCAUGAUCAAGCAAGCGGCAGGUAUGAUGCGGACACUCCCAGACAUCAAGGUUAAGCAGAAGAACCUGAGCCAGAUGUUCUCAGACGGGAAGGUUCCACCAGAGGUUAUGGAAUAUGCGGAGAUGUGCUUUGACAAGGUCCUGGAAUAUGAGGAGGACAAAGGGUUUAUGGAUUGGGAUUGUUUCUUUGUCGUCCUGAUCGGGGUGGCGCAGAUUGUGGCCGGGGUUGCCUUGGAGGUGCUCACAGGUGGUGCUGCUCACUGCAUUGCUCAGGGGGUCAUCGCCGAAGGCAUCGGAGACAUUGUCUUUGCAAUCAAUGCUUGGGCCGCCGGAAGUUUUUCGUGGAACGCCUACGGCCAGCACAAGGUGCAGAGCCUGAUGAUCUCUCUCUUAACAGCCGGCGUCGGGAGCUUGAUGAGCAAAGGCGCCCAGGCCGGGAAGAUGGGCAUUGGGCUCGCCACAAAGACGGCAGUCACCAAGGCUAUAUACAAAGAGGCGAUGAUCAACAUCAUCGUCGGUGUGGCUGAUGCUGCCACCUCCAUUGGAGCCGAGGAAAUGGGCAAGGCUGUCAUUGAUCAGCUGGCCAACGUGCACUUUGCGAAGCACUUCGAGGAGUUCAUCCGGGGGCCGGAAUAUCAGCUGGCUGCCAAGAAGGUCAAACAAACACUCAAAGAGUUCUAUGACAGGUACGGUAUGGACAGCAAGGCUGAAAUCGAUGCCUGUAUCAGCAGCACCCUGCAAGAUCUCAUGUCUGGCACCCUCGGGAGCAAGAUCCACGGUCAAGUGUCCAGAGUGGCCCAAGGCGUCAGCCAAGGCCUGGCAACGGCUGCCACGAAGCUUGCAAGAGCGAAAGGUAGCAAAGCAAAGGUCUUGGGCACUGUGGCCAAGGCUACGAACACUGUGGUGAGCGCAGCAAGGUAUGGCAAUGAGCUGAUCCAGCUUUGCAGCCUUUCCACGGAUUUUUUUAAUCAUUUGGAUCUCAAGCUUGCUCGGCUUGACAAGGCCAUGAACGCUAAAGUGAGGAACGGAACGUACAAGAUUGAUGUAAACAGCUUGAAGCAGCAGCAGGUCGAUAUUUGUUUUGCAGAUGUCGCCAAGAAAGACAUGGAAGAUGUGGAUGACCAGCUGCAUGAAGCUUUCAAAAUGAAGAUUCGCCAAGGCUUCUUGCAGCCGGCCGUGCAGGGGCUGAUGAACAUGGCCAUGAAGUCAGUCACUCAGGUCCUGACCUCGCCAUUCUCAAAGGCCAUGGAGCGCUUAGAGAAACAUUGCAGCGAGCGCGCCGAGCUGUGUCAACAGCAGAUCAUGAUGCAGAACGAGCAGCAAGUUGCGGCGCUGACAUCGAGGCAGCUGUGCGCCUUGCGAGAGCGCGGAGACAUCCUGGAUACCACUGCGUUAAAGAAGCAACUUGGAACUAAGCAGUUUCAGAGGAUCUUGGAGGACCCUCAGAUCGUGGCCAACUUCAAGGGACAGAGUUUGCGAGCCUUGCUGCGGGACCAUGGCUCCGCAGUGAAGCUCCUCGUGAGGAAAGGCGAGUUGUACGUCGUUCUUCCGAGCUACAAGGAGAUGUGCCUCAGCCUGGAAAAAGGGCAGGUAAGGUUUGCCAGCAACACCCACACUGUUGCUAUUGCUGCAAAGAAGCUGGGCCGGACCAUUGAGCUCUGCACAUUGAACCUGGAUGGCAGCAUACAGCCGCUGGAGGGGACUAAGGACAAGUUCAUGCCCAGUCAGUCCACUAGCAAAGGUGGCAGCAUCAAGCUGGCCUUCAUUCCUGGCGAGAAUGGGCAGGAGGGGCACUAUGCGCCUCUUGUCCAAGGCCAAGACGGCAAGUGGGAAGCAGUGGACAUCAAGCAGAACGUAGCAUCUCGUGACGCCUGCUUUGCGCAGAGCAUGAUCUGGACCCAGGAAUGUGAGAGGCGUGGUAAGGACCACGCCAGCAAGGUGGCCACAGACCAGAUGCGAAUAGAUGGCUACUACAAGUCUUUGGGCAGCUUUGCCCGCAACAACCCUGAGGUCAAGGACAUGUAUAUGCAGGGAAGCUCCAUUAAGCGGAGCAGGGUGGUGGGAGGGGUCACGGUCGCAUCAGUGACCAGCGAUUUUGAAAGAAGACACGUGGACACAGCAGCUGCCACGCCUGACGACCUGAUGGAAAAGCAUUGGAGAAGACAAUACCCUCCGGGAAAGUUGAAGCCUGAGUACGUCGACAGGAACUCCGUAUUCCUUAGCAAUCAGGGGGCCAGUCUUUUCUUGGGUGACCUUUCCAACCUUUCAAGCUUACCGUGCCCUCAGCCCCGUGGCAAUCAGGGAUGGUUUACGACAGCGGCAUACCAACAUCUCCAGUUCGCUGAAACCUUCUGGCUGCCGAGGGAAAAUGUUGACAACUUGGUAAGCCAGAUACAACUAGGCAGGCCCAAUGCUCACGUGCCCAUCAGACAAUAUAUUGAUGGUCAAAAUCAGGACCAUUACUUCUUCCUUCAGCGGAAACCGCUGAAUGCGUCGUACAGGUAUCAGCUGGCCACUAGAGUCGACAAAAAAGGUAAUCGCCAAGUGAACCACUUCCACGGGGCCCUUGAAGUUCAGAACCCCACGACGGUGAGUCUCGAGUGGGGAUAUUCGCAAGUUGGACGACCACUCCCGGGCGGGCCUGGUCAGUUCUGCCCACGCUGGAAGAACUGGAAGAAUGUGGUCAAGUGGUACACCGCUCCGACAUGGCGCCAAGAGUACCAGAACACAACGGAUUGGAACAAUCUCUGA
This is a messenger RNA of Symbiodinium natans, 8955 nucleotides long. Lineage: Eukaryota; Dinophyceae; Suessiales; Symbiodiniaceae. The record is from the annotation of a GenBank genome assembly.